Ornithodoros turicata is the source of this 1587-nucleotide messenger RNA. RefSeq names its product zinc finger protein 91-like. Gene Ontology annotation, cellular component: nucleoplasm. The record is from RefSeq and is a predicted model, not a curated record. Lineage: Eukaryota; Metazoa; Arthropoda; Arachnida; Ixodida; Argasidae. Gene Ontology annotation, biological process: regulation of transcription by RNA polymerase II. Gene Ontology annotation, molecular function: RNA polymerase II cis-regulatory region sequence-specific DNA binding; DNA-binding transcription repressor activity, RNA polymerase II-specific. Bases 1 to 1587 code for a protein of 528 amino acids. The transcript has 4 exons.
AUGCGGACCCACACAGGCGAGAAGCCAUACAAGUGCGACCUCUGUCCUGCAAAGUUCACCCGCAACACGACCCUGAGAAAGCACAAGCAGAAGCACACCGGAAAGGAGCCUGUUCAGCUAGAGAGGGACGCUACAGUUUUACAAGCCGACACCUACGGGCACGAAGCCAUGCAAAUGCGAUGGGAGUUCAGCCAGAGCGGGAGCUUACAGCAGCACAAGGAGACAUACACAGAUGAGAAGCCCUACAAGUGCGAUCUCCGUCCUGCACAGUUGAGGCACAGCCCGGGCCUGUCGAAUAACAGGCAGACACACACGGGCGAGAAGACAAGCGAGAAGCAGUACAAGUAUGAUCUCUGUCCUGCGGAGUUCAACAAGAGCAGGAAGCUGUGGAAUCAGAGCAAUAGGUGGAGACAUGAGGGCGUGAAGCCGUACAAGUGCGAUAUCUGUCCUGCAGACCUCAGACAGAGCAAGGGAGCAAGAGCAAGCACUGGUUUGCUCCACAUAAAGGACCAGCCCAGAGGCAUUUGUGAUCAAGACUCUUCGGAUUGUACUUCUCCAGAGGCACAGUUCAAGAUCAGCACAAUGACUGUUGAACCACAGUUCGACAACGCUCUAUCAGUCACUACGAACGGUGGACCCACUGAGCGACUUUCAGACCAGAGCGAGCCAUGUGCACUUGCAUACACAUCGAAAGACAGCCUGAAACAGCACGUAUUUGCACAGUGUCACAGUGAGUCUGAAAUGUGUGCCGUUACUUCUUCACCGAAUGAUCAGAUGGGAGAUGAGAGUCUUACGUACAACAUCUGUCCCCCUGCAUUCGCACCGACUGGGAGUGAUGAAAGCCUCGUGUCAAAGCGUACUAACAAGAAGCCAUGUAAGUCCGAUCUCUGUCCUGGACAGUCCCACCUAAGGAAGAGCCUGCGGUGCCACAAGCAAGCACAGACGGGAGACAAGCCAGACAGGAGUGAUAUCUGCCCCGCGAAGCUCAGCCAAAUCACGCAUCGGCGGCUUCACAAGCUGACACAGACAAGCGAGAAGCUGUACAAGUGCAAUGUGUGCCCUGCGGAGUUCAGUCUGAGAGGGAAACUGCAGCAGCACAAACGGACACACACAGGCGAGAAGCCAUACAAGUGCGAUGUCUGCCCAGCACAGUUUAGGCAGAGCACUAACCUACGGAAGCACAAGCGGAUACACACAGGCGAGAAGCCAUACAAGUGCGAUGUCUGCCCUGCUAAGUUCAGCCAGAGCAGUAACCUAAGGCGACACAAGCGGACACACACGGGCGAGAAGCCGCACAAGUGCUGUGUUUGCCAUGCUAAGUUCAGUGAAAUUGUGACCCUACAGCGUCAUGAACGAACACACACAGGCGAGAAGCCAUACAAGUGUGAUGUCUGUCCUGCUAAGUUCAGCCAGAGCAGUAACCUAAGGCGACACAAGCGGACACACACGGGCGAGAAGCCGCACAAGUGCUGUGUUUGCCAUGCUAAGUUCGGUGAAAUUUCGACCCUACAGCAUCAUGAACGGACACACACAGGAGCACCAGGAAACGAUCUUAUGAAGGUCAUCUUGGAAGGCAAUUUGUUCUGA